AUGCGAAGUGUAGCGCUUUCUGCCCUGCUCGCCGUCGCGGUCUCGUCCGUGUCGGCAGCGGAUGAUGUAUCCAAGCCCAGUUUCCAGCCUACGACUCUCAAGGCCCCCUUCCUCGAGCAGUUUACUGACGACUGGUCGGAGCGGUGGACGCCCUCCGAGGCGACCAAGAAGACUCCCGUUGGUACCGAGACGUUCAGCUACGUUGGCAAGUGGGAGGUCGAGGAACCCACUGAGCCUGUCAUCCUGGGCGACAAGGGCCUCGUCGCCAAGACCAAGGCUGCCCACCAUGCCAUUUCCGCUCCUUUCCCCAAGCCCAUCGAGUUCGCCGACAAGCCCCUGGUUGUCCAGUAUGAGGUCAAGUACCAGAAGGGCGGCAACUGCGGUGGUGGAUACCUCAAGCUCCUCGAGAACGGCUUCCAAACUGCGGGUAAGGAGUUCGACGACAAGACUCCUUGGACCAUCAUGUUUGGCCCGGACUUGACUUGCCCCGGCACCAAAAUUCACUUCAUCUUCCGCCACAAGAACCCCAUCACUGGCGAAUUUGAGGAGAAGCACCUCAAGACGCCUCCCAAACCUACCUUUGGCAAGUCCACGAACCUCUACACACUCCAUGUGUUCCCGAACAACACAUACGAUGUGUUGUUCAACGGCGAGAGCCAAAACCUUGGCAGCCUCCUCGAGGACUUCAACCCUCCCGUCAACCCCGAAAAGGAGAUUGACGAUCCCGAUGACAAGAAGCCUGAGGACUGGGUUGACACUAAGAGAAUCCCUGAUCCUGAUGCGAAGAAGCCUGAGGACUGGGACGAGGACGCUCCUUACGAGAUCCCUGACGAGGACGCUGUGAAGCCUGAGGGCUGGUUGGACGACGAACCUGAAUUCGUUCCCGACCCUGAUGCUGAGAAGCCUGAAGAGUGGGAUGAUGAGGAGGACGGUGACUGGAUUGCGCCCACCGUCCGGAACCCCAAGUGCGACGAGGCUCCUGGCUGCGGCGAGUGGAAGCGCCCAUUCAAGGCCAACCCCGCCUACAAGGGCAAGUGGUACGCUCCGAUGAUCGACAACCCCGAGUACAAGGGCGAGUGGGCUCCUCGCAAGAUCGCCAACCCCGACUACUUCGAGGACCUCACCCCGGUCAAGUCCCUCAUCCCCAUUGGCGGUGUUGGCAUUGAGCUCUGGUCUAUGACCGAGGACAUCCUUUUCGACAACAUCUACGUCGGUCACUCCAUCGAGGAUGCUCAUAAAUUCGCCGAGGAGACCUACUUUGUUAAGAAGUCCGUCGAGGAAGCUGUCGAGAAGGCCUCGAGCAAGCUCGACGAGGAGGACGAGGAAACCCCUGUCGACUUCGCUGCUGACCCCGUCGAGUUCAUCCGCAGCAAGGUCUUCAAGUUCAUCGACCUCGCGAAGAUCGACCCCAUCCUUGCGUUCAAGACCCACCCCGAGACUGGUGCAGGUCUUGCGCUUUCGGUUGUCACUCUCUUUGGUAUGCUCGGCGUCCUCUUCGGCUUCGUUGGCGCGCAGCAGAAGCCCAUCACCAAGAAGACGGACGUACCCACGCCCGACGACAAGAAGACGGAGACGGCACCUGUUGCGCCCGCUGGUGGCGAGAAGCAGGAGACGACUGUCAAGAAGCGGAAGUAA
Messenger RNA from Dichomitus squalens LYAD-421 SS1, 1635 nucleotides. Its product is annotated as calnexin. Gene Ontology annotation, biological process: protein folding. Bases 1 to 1635 code for a protein of 544 amino acids. The record is from RefSeq and is a predicted model, not a curated record. Lineage: Eukaryota; Fungi; Basidiomycota; Agaricomycetes; Polyporales; Polyporaceae. Gene Ontology annotation, cellular component: endoplasmic reticulum; endoplasmic reticulum membrane. The transcript is spliced from 6 exons. Gene Ontology annotation, molecular function: calcium ion binding.